CCAAUGGGAGCAGAGCUGGGUCGGGUUUUGCCGGGGCUGGGUAAACAGGCUCGCUGAACUCGGAGUGGUGCGGAGCCGGGUGCUGUAGAUGCGGCUGGGGGAGAGCGCUGCGCUGGGCCGGCACUGUUUGUCUGAGGAUCUCCAAGCACUCCUUGAGCAUCUGGCUUCACAUCUCCCCUGUAAGGAGGGCACUGUAUGAGAGACUGAUGAUGAUCAUGUUCAUGAACAGCUCCGACAGUGAAGAGGAAGCCUGUAAUGAGAGAACAUCACUGAUAUCAGCGGAGAGCCCCCUUGCAGCCUCCUACCAGGAUGGCCUGCAAGCACCAGAAGCAGCAGAAACACAGACCUACAGGAAGAGGCGUACUGGUGGCAGUUGUAGCCCUAGUGAUGCUGACGGUGGUAAUUCUGACUCAGGAAUUCCAGUAAGAGACAUUGCUGUGGACAAUAAGGAGGAGGAACUGACCCUGAAAUAUGGAGCAAAGCAUGUGAUCAUGCUUUUUGUGCCUGUCACGCUGUGUAUGAUUGUUGUCGUUGCCACCAUAAAGUCAGUGCGCUUCUACACAGAGAAAAAUGGGCAGUUGAUCUACACCCCUUUUAGUGAAGAUACACCUUCCGUGGGCCAGCGUCUCCUGAACUCCGUGCUGAAUACCAUUAUAAUGAUCAGUGUUAUCAUCGUGAUGACUGUGUUCCUGGUUGUGCUGUAUAAAUAUCGUUGUUACAAGUUUAUCCAUGGCUGGCUGAUUCUUUCAUCACUGAUGCUGCUGUUCCUUUUCACUUACAUCUAUCUAGGCGAAGUGCUGAAGACUUACAACGUGGCUAUGGAUUACCUCACCUUGUUCUUUGUCAUCUGGAAUUUUGGAGCAGUUGGGAUGAUUUGUAUCCACUGGAAGGGUCCCUUGCACCUCCAGCAGGCCUAUCUCAUUAUGAUCAGUGCGCUGAUGGCAUUGGUUUUCAUUAAAUAUCUGCCCGAAUGGUCAGCGUGGGUCAUUCUAGGAGCCAUUUCCAUUUAUGAUCUGAUCGCUGUGCUGUGUCCCAGAGGACCAUUGAGAAUGCUGGUAGAAACUGCACAGGAGAGAAAUGAACCUAUAUUUCCUGCAUUAAUAUAUUCUUCUGCUAUGGUGUGGACAGUAGGAAUGGCAAAGCAAGAUGCAGCAUCAAGGAGCCUUACUCAGCAGACAUGGGAUUCAGCUGAAGACGUGAGAGAGAUCCAUGACAAUUCUGCAUAUGUGGAAUCCGAAAUCUCUGAGGCCAGGAGUCCAGCACCAACCCAUCCAACCACUUCCUUAUUAGAGGAUCUGGAAGAGGAGGAAAGAGGUGUCAAGCUGGGCCUUGGAGACUUCAUAUUUUACAGUGUGCUUGUAGGGAAAGCAGCUGCCACUGCUAGCGGAGACUGGAAUACAACACUGGCCUGUUUUGUAGCCAUUCUUAUAGGUUUAUGCCUGACUCUCUUAUUGUUGGCUGUGUUCAAGAAAGCAUUGCCUGCUCUUCCCAUCUCCAUCACCUUUGGUUUGAUAUUUUACUUCUCAACAGACAAUCUGGUGCGACCUUUCAUGGACACCCUUGCAUCCCACCAGUUGUAUAUUUAAAGGUGAAGAAGGCAGAUGAGUAAGAUUGUUGUUUUGUUUUGUUUUUUAAAGCCUUGCUGUGAAGUAUGGCAUUUUAAAUGAGGAAGUUGUAUAGUUUUACACUUAGUGUCAUAUAUUUUUAAGAACUUUUUACAACUAUCAUGGGAUACUUAAUAAAAUCUACUAGCUAACAUCCAGAGCUUUUUCAAGCGAGGUAGGCACCCAACUACUAUUGAAAUUCACAGGAAGUUGAGUACCUAACUUACUUGGGCUCCUUGAAAACCCAGCUUUGGCAUUGGUGCCUAAGCAGUACCUGAAUGCACUUGAUCGAAAUGUCACCU
Messenger RNA from Chelonoidis abingdonii (Abingdon island giant tortoise), 1906 nucleotides. It is a transcript of the gene PSEN2, whose product is annotated as presenilin 2. Gene Ontology annotation, molecular function: aspartic endopeptidase activity, intramembrane cleaving. Gene Ontology annotation, cellular component: gamma-secretase complex; membrane. The record is from RefSeq and is a predicted model, not a curated record. Lineage: Eukaryota; Metazoa; Chordata; Testudines; Testudinidae. Gene Ontology annotation, biological process: calcium ion homeostasis; intracellular signal transduction; Notch signaling pathway.